This is a messenger RNA of Bursaphelenchus xylophilus (pine wood nematode), 6530 nucleotides long. The record is from the annotation of a GenBank genome assembly. Lineage: Eukaryota; Metazoa; Nematoda; Chromadorea; Rhabditida; Aphelenchoididae.
AUGUUCUGUCAAGGCGAAACCACUGGAAAACAGGCGAUGAGGAUGCUGAGGAGAUAUCCGGGAGAGGUAAAUUUAUAUUUUUUUCCCCAAAAAAGGGUUUUUUAAUUAGAAAAGAUUUGUUUUUUCAGUCUUUUUUGGAUGGUUGAGCCUGAACUCUCCCCUUUUUCAACUCUCCCCCCAAAAAAAGCGGAACUCUUUCCCUUUUUUGAUUUUCACCAAAAAAUCUGAACUCUCCCCUUUUUGAACACUCCCCCAUUUUGAAAAUUGAGAAAACGAGGUGUCACAUGUUAUACGAUGCAACUUUUUUUCAAACUGAAAAAAUUAGAUGUGACAUCUUAUACGAUGAUACUUUUUUCGAAAAAAUGAGGUGUGACAUCUCAUACGAUAGAACGGGUAGAAAAAAAAUAAAAACAGGAAACCUGCAUUUUUUCAAUUUGAAAAAAAAAUCCAUCGUAUAAAAUGUCACACCUAAUUUUUUUCAAUUUGAAAAAUUUUUCAUCGUAUAAAAUGUCACACCUAAUUUUUUUCAAUUUGAAAAAAAUUUUCAUCGUAUAAAAUGUCACACCUCAUUUUUUCAUUUUGAAAAAUUUUUCAUCGUAUAAGAUGUCACACCUAAUUUUUUCAAUUUGAAAAAAAGUUUCAUCGUAUAAGAUGUCACACCUAAUUUUUUCAAUUUGAAAAUUUUUUCAUCGUAUAAGAUGUCACACCUAAUUUUUUCAAUUUGAAAAAAAGUUUCAUCGUAUAAGAUGUCACACCUAAUUUUUUCAAUUUGAAAAAAAGUUUCAUCGUAUAAGAUGUCACACCUAAUUUUUUCAAUUUGAAAAAAAGUUUCAUCGUAUAAGAUGUCACACCUAAUUUUUUCGAUUUGAAAAAAUUUUCAUCGUAUAAGAUGUCACACCUAAUUUUUUCAAUUUGAAAAAAAGUUUCAUCGUAUAAGAUGUCACACCUAAUUUUUUCAAUUUGAAAAAAAGUUUCAUCGUAUAACAUGUCACACUUCAUUUUUGCACUUUUCAAAAAGGGGGAGUGUUCAAAAAGGGGGAGAGUUCUCCGCAACGUUUUUGGAUCUUUUAUCCUUGAUUUUUGCUAUUUUUUACCAUUUUUUAUUUAGAUCCGAACAAAAAUCCUGAACAACCUCUCCGCUCAUACCAUCAUUCACCUCUACUUCAAUGCUACGGUAGAUGACGCCAAGAUCCUCGCGAGUGCUCAGAACGACCGAUUCAAAACUCUUUGCAUGGUCAAUGAAAUGAUGACCGAAAAGCCUGAUACUCACGAGGGAUUUGUCGAUUGGAUUCAAUUUUUUAUCAUGUAAGAUGGGCUUCUUUUUCUGGGAUUUUGGUGAUGUAAGAUGGUCAGACGGAGAAAUUGACAUUUUUUUACUGUCAAUUUUCUACAGUCCUUCAAGAGACAACAAAAAUUUUAAUGCCAGAAAGAUUACUGUAGCGACAUUGGUAUUGUAGAAAAAGUGAAAAAAAACUUAAAAACAUGGGGUUUGAUGAAACUUGACCCAAAUUACAAUUGCAGUCGUACUAGUCCUUGUAGAGUCGAUGGAAUGAUGCACUGCGUGGAAGAAAAGUUCAUUUUGCACGGCGCAAUUUUCGGCUUUUUACACCACGCAAUAGGUUUUUUCGAAUCUUGAGUUUUCUACAGAGUGCAAGCGCCAAAAAUCGCUCUAGCGACUUUGCGAACGUUGCGGAAGAACUUUCCCCCUUUUUGAACUCUCCCCCAAUAUGAAUUCUUCCCCUUUUUGAACACUCCCCCUUUUCUGAACUCUUCCCCUUUUUGAACUCUCCCCCUCAUUUUGAAAAUUGGAAAAAUAAGGUGUGACAUGUUAUACGAUGAAAAGUUUUUUUCAAAGUGAAGAAAAUUGGGUGUGACACCUUAUACGAUGGAUUUUUUUUUCAAUUUGAAAAAAUAAGGUGUGACAUGUCAUACGAUGAAAAGUUUUUUCAAAUUGAAAAAAAAUUUAGAUGGGACAUCUUAUACGAUGGAUUUUUUUUUUCAAAUUGGAAAAAUGAGGUGUGACAUGUUAUACGAUGGAAAUUUUUUUCUAAUUGAAAAAAAUAGGUGUGACAUCUUAUACGAUGGAAAAUUUUUUCAAAUUGAAAAAAUGAGGUGUGACAUCUUAUACGAUGGAAAUUUUUUUUCAAAUUGAAAAAAAAUUAGGUGUGACAUCUUAUACGAUGGAAAUUUUUUUCAAAUCGAAAAAAUGAGGUGUGACAUCUUAUACGAUGGAAAUUUUUUUCAAAUUGAAAAAAUGAGGUGUGACAUCUUAUACGAUGGAAAUUUUUUUUCAAAUUGAAAAAAAUAAGGUGUGACAUCUUAUACGAUGGAAAUUUUUUUGCAAAUUGAAAAAAUGAGGUGUGACAUCUUAUACGAUGGAAAUUUUUUUCAAAUUGAAAAAAAUGAGGUGUGACAUCUUAUACGAUGGAAAUUUUUUUUCAAUUUGAGAAUUUUUAUCAUCGUAUAACAUGUCACACAUCGUUUUUCUCAACCCUUUGCGAACGGGCUAGUAUCAGUUUGGUCGGGAAAAUAAUGAGCGCAACGUCGCAUCGAAAUUCGCAAAUUGCUUUUCGAUGCGGCGACAUUGGCUCACUAUUUUCGCGACGGACUGAUAGCAUGGAUUCAUUGGCCUAUAUAUUCUUUACGCGGGAUUUUCAUGAAAAAUUUGAAAAGUUAGCCACUCCCUUUCACUUUCUAAUAAAAACCCUUUCAGCUCGCUGACUCGCCUCUGUUCCGCCAUCGAAGCUCAUGGAGUGAAUGCGGGCCGAGCGCCCGACGACGUCACAAACGACGCCAAUCUUUUUGUCAAAGUUCACCAAAACCUAUUCCACCGGGCAAUGCACUUGACAGGACAUGAAAAGCCGAUCGAUUUCUCGCUGGAAUUGCGGGUUCCUCGAGCGGCGAAACUCCGACGAAUGCAGAAAAAUGAGAUCGAUGAGGAGCAGAUUGUCAUGCAAAAGGAAGAAGACCUGAUUUCCAUGGUCAUCUCGCCGAACAAGAGCGUGGAGUUGUACGCGGAGGAAAUUGAGACCCACACUUUCAAGUUUACGGUAGGUCAUGGAGCGGGGAAAAUUUUUAAACAUUAUGUAUGUAGAUGAAGAUAAUAUAGUAUCAGUCUGUCGGGAAAAUAAUGUCGUUGCGUCAAUCGUGUCACUGACUAGGGAAGUGUACAAACGAACCCUCACCAAAUGGCAAGUGAUAUACACCAUUGGAAAGCCCUUGAAAAAUGGUGCAAGAUACCAUUUUCAUUUUUUGCAGAAUGCCGUUCCGCGACGACAUACUGUAAAUUUCAUUAUUUUUAGGUCAUUUCGCAAUAAAAAUCUUUCUUUCUCUUGAGCGGAUAAAAAUUCUCGAAGAGGGUUGCUUCAAUAGUGCAGUGGUUGCUGAGCAGGCUGAUAAGCCAAACCAAGCUAGGUUCGAUUCCUAGCUUGGGCAAAAACAUUUUGCGUUCUUACAGUUAGGAUAAUAUUUGAGUUAAACUUUUACAAACGCUUUCAUUUUUCUAGAAAACGGUCGAUUACGGUUAAAACCAUCAAACUUACAUGUUUUUCAAAAUUAAAAAAAGUGAAGUGUUUUUUCACGUUAUGGGUGUUUAAAACCAGUAAAUAUCACAUGUAAAAUGGUUCUACUGGCAAUCGCCAAACUUCAUAAUGAUUCUUAGGCCAACCUAGUAGCAAUAUUUACCAUUUAGCGUUUUGAAAUAAGAUUUAUUUUGCCCCACAGCCGAUAUUGUAACUACUUAAAGGACAAAUCAACCGUUUAUAUUUUUUUGCCCUGAGGCAUUCUGCAAAAAAUGAAAAUGGUACCUUUCACCAUUUUUCAAGGGCUUUCCAAUGGUGUAUAACACUUGCCAUUUGGUGAGGGUUCGUUUGUACACUUCCCUAGUGAAGUGAAAAGCGGCAUGAUUUUUUCGCGACACAAUUCUUGCUCCAGUGAGUAAUCCUAGCCGUUUACAGCUGUUUCUAUAGCACUGAUAGAUUUUUAAUUGAUGUCAUAGUGCCAAAUUUUCUGGACACAUAAAGAUUUUUAAGUCCAUACAUCAGUGUGUCGGGAAAAUAAUGAGCAAUUUGUCGCAUCGAAAAUCGCGACGUCGCCGUGAAAAUGAAUUGUGUCGCUGCAAAAUCAAGUUGUUUUUCACUUCAGCGAAGCUAAAGAGCGCUCAUUAUUUUCCCGACAGACCGAUGUAUGUGCCUCGGGACUUAUAAAUCCUUUUAUGUACAAAAAAUGCGUCACAAUGACUCCCGUUUAAAAUCUUCCAGUAGUAGGUCCUGAGCCAGUUGCCUAAGUUAUAUCGGUCUGUCGGGGAAAUAUUGAGCACUCUGUCGCACCGAAAAUCGCAUCGCCGCUGAGAAAUUUAUUGUGUAGUGGCAAAAUUAAAUUACUUUUCACUUCAGCGACAUAAUCGGCGAAGCUAAAGAGCGCUCAUUAUUUUCCCGACAGACUGAUCGUCGUAUAGCCUCGGAAUUUUAUACGAAAUUUGAGACAAAACAAACACCCACAACACAUUUUUUUGUCAUUUUUAUUUAUUUUUACACCUUUUUUCAGGUCAAGAACAGCUCCACUGUUGCCCCGUUCUACUACGACGGACAAACCGAAUCCGUCUAUUACAUGCGCACCGACGACGCUUUCAUUGUGUACCGGAAGUGUUUGAGCGACGACUCGGAGCCCCAGCCGAUAUUAGAGACCCAUAUCAGAGGAGCGCACUUUAUCGCCGUGGACGAGGACCACUUUUACUAUGUGUGUGACGAUGCUGUUCAGACCCAUAUGAGGUAUUUGAAUCUGACCACCGGCAAGACCACGAAACUCCGACUUCCGUCGUUGAUUGGAGAUGUAAGUUGGGGUUUAAAAAGCGGAAAUUUUUAUUAAAAAAAAUGAAACGGAUGACGAUUGGGCCCGGUUUUGUCCCCUCGUACUGUACAGUACAAGGUGGUACUAUAUAGCACGAGGUAAAAAUUAAGCCAUAACACGUCAAUGCUAUGGGUUUGGUGCACAGUACUGCUCAAACAACUUGUUCUUAGCGCUUGGUACUGUACAGUACGAGGUGGUACUAUAUAGCACGAGGUAAAAAUUAAGCCAUAACACGUCAAUGCUAUGGGUUUGAAGCCCAGUACUUCUCAAAAAAUGUGUUUUUAGCGCUUGGUACUGUACAGUACGAGGUGGUACUAUAUAGCACGAGGUAAAAAUUAAGCCAUAACACGUCAAUGCUAUGGGUUUGAAGCCCAGUACUUCUCAAAAAAUGUGUUUUUAGCACUUGGUACUGUACUGUACGAGGUGGUACUCAUUCUCACGUAUUUUUUUGCAGAUCAUAAACAUCUACGCCAUUCAAGAUAUCGUCGUCAUCCACCAUGAAUAUCGAGUCCUGAUCUACAGAGCGAACAUGGAAAAGGAGCAAUUUGUCUUUAUCGAAGAGGCCCGUGGACCUGUGGCGCUGUUGAAUCCUCACUGCUUCGCCUACACUGGAUUCGACGCUUUUGGAGGGUUGGUGGUGAAGGUAAUUUUUUUCUAUUUUUUGAGGGAGUACUCCAUGUACGACGCUCAGAUUUUGAUGAAAUUUGGCACAGAUUUAUUGCUAGGUAAAAAAUUUUUGGAUAUUGCAGGAAUGAUCGAGAUUUUUUGGUGGAAAGUUGGGGGAAAAUGCAAUUUUUUUUGCGAUUUUUUGCCAUCAAAAGUUUCAUGCCUAUUUCUACCAUAGAGAGUAAUAUUUCCACAAAAAAUCAAAUUUUUUUCAUGCGAAAUGGACAAAGAUAUGGCCAAAAAGUGUUAUUGUAUCUCUGACCGCUCUCCGCUUUUCGCGUAGUCACUCAGAAAGCUCACCGAAUAUCUCGGCUGCCCCUGGAAAUCGCGAGCUAAAAGCCAAUAUUUUUUGAUUAGAAUUACGAUUUCCCUGCCGUAUUCUACGUAGUACGAUAGAAAUUUUACAUUGACAACUCCCUGGUACUGAUAAGUACACAAAUCCAUUAUAUUCAUCCACUGCUUUCAAAGUUAUGGGAGUUUGUUUUCAAAAAAUGGUAAAAAAUGCCUGGAUAAGCGUAUGAUGACUAUUCAAGCCACUUAUUACACCUGGAAACUUAAUCCGCAACAUCUAACGUCAAGUGUGGGCCCGCCCCCGAAAUGUGUCCAAAAUUUGAAGGAAAUCUGAGCGUCGCACUUGGAUCACUUCCCCUAUUAGCUUAUUAAAACCCCAAAAAAUAGCUAUAACCAUUUACAAUUCACUACUUUCUGGACAAUGUUCACUUGGAAGCCAUUCCUUGAAAACUUGUCUUUUCAACGAUUUUUUUUAUUUUUUAACGGCUUAAAAAACGAUUUUUCAGGUGGUCCGCAAGCACGCAGAAGGCCCUCAAUUGAACAUUCUCGGAUUCCCGAGCGCCUUUCUCAACCGAUACUCCAACGAAAUAUUGGGCGUGUUUUGGCGCGGAACCCAACAUUUAUUCCUGUUCGAAGCCGGCGACAGAGAACCGUGUUUUAUCGCCAUGACGUCAGUGGGAUCAUUCCAGCCUCGAGGACUCUACGUCAAGUACGGAAGAUGCUGA